AUGACGACGCUUGCAGUUGACAAGAACGCCUCGAGCGCCAUCGACGAGAAUGACUUCGACGAGGGCCAUGGCGAGCACCACCCUCACAGAAACUCGGUCCACCACAAGCUGCGAGCAAGCAGCUCCAUCAUGCAGCUGAAGAAGAUCCUGGUCGCCAACCGAGGAGAGAUCCCCGUCAGAAUCUUCCGCACCGCCCACGAGCUGUCGCUGCACACCGUCGCAGUCUACAGUCAUGAGGACCGCCUCAGCAUGCACAGGCAAAAGGCCGAUGAGGCCUACGAGAUUGGGCAGCGCGGCCAGUUUACCCCCGUGGGUGCUUACCUCGCCGGCGACGAGAUCAUCAAGAUUGCCGUCGAGCACAAUGUCAACAUGAUCCACCCCGGCUACGGCUUCUUGUCAGAGAAUGCCGGCUUUGCUCGUGCCGUUGAGAAGGCUGGUUUGAUUUUCGUUGGACCCUCGCCCGACACCAUUGACGCACUCGGCGACAAAGUCUCUGCGAGACGCUUGGCCAUCAAGUGCAAUGUCCCCGUUGUGCCCGGCACACCGGAUCCCGUCGAGAGGUUCGAGGAUGUCAAGAAGUUCACCGAUGAGUUCGGCUUCCCCAUCAUCAUCAAGGCCGCUUUCGGCGGUGGUGGCCGUGGUAUGCGUGUAGUGCGCAAGCAGGAAGAGCUCGAGGACGCGUUCAAGCGAGCAACAUCAGAAGCAAAGUCGGCCUUCGGCAACGGCACCGUCUUCGUCGAGCGCUUCCUCGACAAGCCCAAGCACAUUGAGGUCCAGCUGCUCGGUGACAACCUCGGCAACGUCGUCCACUUGUACGAGCGUGACUGCUCCGUCCAGCGCCGUCACCAGAAGGUCGUUGAAAUUGCGCCUGCCAAGGAUCUGCCCGUCGAGACCCGUGAUGCUAUCCUGGCCGAUGCCGUCAGGCUCGCACAGUCAGUCAAGUACCGGAACGCUGGUACCGCUGAGUUCCUGGUCGACCAGCAGAACAGGUACUACUUCAUCGAAAUCAACCCCCGUAUCCAGGUCGAGCACACCAUCACCGAGGAGAUCACGGGUAUCGAUAUCGUUGCAGCUCAGAUCCAGAUUGCCGCCGGUGCAUCCCUCGAGCAGCUUGGUCUGACACAGGACCACAUCUCCACACGCGGUUUUGCCUUCCAAUGCCGUAUCACCACAGAAGACCCCUCCCAGUCGUUUGCUCCCGACACUGGCAAGAUCGAAGUCUACCGUUCCGCUGGCGGCAACGGUGUCCGUCUCGAUGGAGGUAACGGUUUCGCGGGUGCUAUCAUCACUCCUCACUACGACUCCAUGUUGGUCAAGUGCACAUGCCGUGGCUCCACAUAUGAGAUCGCCCGCCGAAAGAUGCUUCGUGCGCUUGUUGAGUUCCGCAUCCGUGGUGUCAAGACCAACAUUCCCUUCUUGAUCAAGCUCCUCACAAACCCCACCUUCGUCGAAGGCCAGUGCUGGACAACCUUCAUCGACGACACACCUGCGCUCUUCAACCUUAUCGGCUCCCAAAACCGUGCCCAGAAGCUGCUUGCAUACCUUGGUGACCUUGCUGUUAACGGCAGUCAAAUCAAGGGCCAAAUUGGCGAGCCCAGGUUCAAGGGCGAGAUCCCCAUCCCUAUCCUUACUGACAACAGCGGUAACAAGAUCGACACCUCUCAGCCGUGCACCGAGGGCUGGAGGAACAUCCUGCUCAAGGAGGGCCCUGAGGGCUUUGCAAAGGCCGUUCGUGCCAACAAGGGCUGCCUCAUCAUGGACACGACAUGGCGUGACGCCCAUCAGUCGCUCCUCGCUACCCGUGUGCGAACCGUCGACUUGCUCAACAUUGCCAAGGAGACCAGCCACGCUUACUCCAACGCCUGGGCUCUGGAGUGCUGGGGUGGUGCUACUUUCGAUGUUGCCAUGCGCUUCCUCUACGAGGAUCCCUGGGAGCGUCUGAGGAGGAUGCGCAAGCUCGUACCCAACAUUCCCUUCCAGAUGCUUCUCCGUGGAGCCAACGGUGUUGCGUACUCUUCCCUCCCCGACAACGCCAUUUUCCACUUCUGUGAACAGGCCAAGAAGAACGGUGUCGAUAUUUUCCGUGUUUUCGACGCUCUGAACGACGUUGAGCAACUCGAGGUCGGCAUCAAGGCUGUCCUCAAGGCCGGUGGUGUUGCUGAGGGCACUGUAUGCUACUCCGGCGACAUGCUCAACCCCAAGAAGAAGUACAACCUUGAGUACUACCUCGACGUUGUUGACAAGAUUGUCAAGAUGGGGGCACACGUACUUGGCGUAAAAGACAUGGCUGGUGUGCUGAAGCCUCGUGCUGCCCGUCUUCUCAUUGGUGCCAUCCGCAAGAAGUACCCCGACCUCCCCAUCCACGUUCACACCCACGACUCCGCCGGUACCGGUGUUGCAUCUAUGGUUGCUUGCGCUGAGGCCGGCGCUGAUGCCGUCGAUGCUGCCAUUGACAGCAUGUCUGGUAUGACUUCGCAGCCCAGCAUUGGUGCUAUCCUCGCAUCGCUCGAGGGCAGCGACUUCGAUGCAGGUCUCGAUGCACAUGCCAUCCGCAGCCUGGACGCAUACUGGGCUCAGCUCCGUCUCGUCUACUCGCCCUUCGAGGCUGGUCUGACCGGUCCCGACCCCGAGGUCUACGAGCACGAGAUUCCUGGUGGUCAGCUCACCAACCUCAUCUUCCAGGCCUCGCAGCAGGGUCUCGGUGAGCAGUGGGCACAGACCAAGAAGGCGUACGAGCAGGCCAACGACUUGCUUGGUGACAUCGUCAAGGUCACGCCUACCUCCAAGGUGGUUGGUGACUUGGCUCAGUUCAUGGUCUCCAACAAGCUCUCCUACGACGACGUGCUGAGCAAGGCCGAGCAGCUCGAUUUCCCAUCCUCCGUCCUGGAGUUCUUCGAGGGCCUUAUGGGCCAGCCGUACGGCGGCUUCCCCGAGCCUCUCCGCUCGCAAGCUCUCCGUGAGCGCAGGAAGAUGGACAAGCGCCCUGGUCUGUACCUCGACCCCGUGGACAUUGCCAAGGUCAAGGCAGACCUCAAGAGCAAGUGGGGCGAUGCCACCGAGUGCGAUGUCGCCUCGUCCAUCAUGUACCCCAAGGUCUUUGAGGAUUACAAGAAGUGGACCGCAAAGUACGGCGAUCUGUCCGUUCUGCCCACACGCUACUUCUUGUCGCGUCCCGAGAUUGGCGAGGAGUUCCACGUCGAGCUCGAGAAGGGUAAGGUACUUAUCCUGAAGUUGCUUGCUGUCGGCCCUCUGUCCGAGCAGACUGGUCUGCGUGAAGUCUUUUACGAGAUGAACGGAGAGACGCGUACCGUGACGGUCGAGGACCAGCACGCGGCCAUUGAGAACGUCUCGAGGCCCAAGGCGGAUCCCACAGACAGCAGCCAGGUCGGCGCACCCAUGUCUGGUGUGCUGGUCGAGGUGCGCGUGCACGACGGCAGCGAGGUUAAGAAGGGCGACCCCGUCGCCAUUCUCAGCGCCAUGAAGAUGGAAAUGGUCAUCUCGGCACCUCACUCUGGAAAGGUGGGCAACCUGUCGGUGCGCGAGGGUGACUCUGUCGACUCUGGCGACCUCGUCUGCAAGCUCGUCAAGUAG
Ascochyta rabiei is the source of this 3591-nucleotide messenger RNA. Its product is annotated as Pyruvate carboxylase. The coding region runs from base 1 to 3591 and encodes 1196 amino acids. Gene Ontology annotation, molecular function: ATP binding; pyruvate carboxylase activity; metal ion binding. NCBI's taxonomy places the organism in Eukaryota, Fungi, Ascomycota, Dothideomycetes, Pleosporales, Didymellaceae. Gene Ontology annotation, biological process: gluconeogenesis; pyruvate metabolic process. Gene Ontology annotation, cellular component: cytoplasm. The transcript is spliced from 8 exons. The record is from RefSeq and is a predicted model, not a curated record.